Messenger RNA from Coffea eugenioides, 2122 nucleotides. Its product is annotated as tubby-like F-box protein 8. The record is from RefSeq and is a predicted model, not a curated record. The transcript is spliced from 6 exons. Bases 575 to 1852 code for a protein of 425 amino acids. NCBI's taxonomy places the organism in Eukaryota, Viridiplantae, Streptophyta, Magnoliopsida, Gentianales, Rubiaceae. Gene Ontology annotation, molecular function: protein binding.
CUACAUAUCUUUAAUAUGUACUCCAUUUUUUUUUACUACUAAUUCAUUUUCUUUUCUCCUCCUUUGUUCUUCUUCUUGCUUAUCUCUCUCUGGUUCGUUGAACUACAUUUAAUGGCACUUCUGAGUCCGUGUUAAGGAAAGAGAGAGAUAGUUAGUAUGUGAAUGUGUGUUCUUGUGUGUGUAUUAGUGUGUGUGAUUGGAAUAGAAGGUGAAAGUGGGUAAUACAACCAAUAUACAUGUAACUGGGGGGUCUGACCCACUUCUUAUUUUUGUGAUCUGCUUCUGCUUCUUCUUCUGGGUUUGAAAAGUUUAUCAGAAAACUUUCCCAUGUGAAUGUGAACAGAGACAGAGAGAGAGACAUUCAUUCAUUCAUUCACCUGGGCUUGGCUGACUUUCUUUCAGUUAUUGCAGAUCUUCAAGGAGUUACAAAGCCUUGUUCAGUUUACAGCUCUUUAGAAAGUCAGAUUCACAUGUCAAGUGGGAGAUAGUAAAUUGGAAAAGAGGCAUAUCCAGAGGCUAGAGAAUAGUAUUGGUUAUUUGUCACUUAAGUUCUUGCCUCUACAUUGGGAACUAGAUGUCGUUCCGCAGUAUAGUUAGUGAUGUAAGAGAUAGUUUUGGGAGCCUAUCGAGACGGAGUUUUAAUGUAAGAUUACCUGGCCAUCAUCGGGGGAAGUCUCAUGGUUCAUUUCAUGAUUCAAAUGAACAGCCUUUGGUAAUUCAAAACAGCCGUUGGGCUAAUCUUCCACCGGAGCUACUCUUUGAUGUAAUUAGAAGGCUAGAGGAGAGUGAGACUACGUGGCCAGGGCGUAAGCAUGUCGUGGCUUGUGCUGCCGUAUGCAGGUCAUGGAGGAGUAUGUGUAAAGAAAUUGUAAAAAGUCCAGAAUUUUGUGGGAAGCUCACUUUUCCAGUUUCUCUUAAGCAGCCAGGGCCUCGUGAUGGAACUAUCCAGUGCUUCAUCAAAAGGGAUAAAUCUAAUCUAACAUACCAUCUUUUCUUGUGUCUUAGUCCUGCUUUGCUAGUUGAAAAUGGUAAGUUUCUUCUCUCCGCAAAACGUACUCGGCGAACUACCUGCACGGAGUAUGUUAUCUCAAUGGAUGCAGAUAACAUUUCGAGAUCAAGCAGCACAUACAUUGGAAAGCUAAGAUCAAAUUUUCUUGGCACGAAAUUCAUAAUAUACGACACGCAACCUCCGUAUACCUGUACAAAUGUCCCUCCACCUGGGAGAACAAGCCGCAGAUUCUAUUCCAAGAAGGUCUCUCCAAAAGUGCCAACUGGAAGUUAUAACAUAGCUCAGAUCACAUAUGAGCUAAAUGUGCUGGGAACACGGGGUCCACGGAGAAUGCAUUGUGUAAUGCAAUCAAUUCCAGCCUCGGCACUUGACGCUGGCGGAACGGUACCGGGCCAACCUGAGCUCCUUCCAAGGUGUCUGGAAGACUCGUUCCGGAGUAUUUCUUUCUCAAAAUCUCUGGAUCAUUCUACGGAGUUCAGCAGCUCAAGAUUUUCUGAUAUUGGUGUGCCGGGAAAUGAAGAUGAGGAGGGUAAGGUCAAACCUUUAAUCCUCAAGAACAAGGCACCUAGAUGGCACGAACAAUUACAGUGCUGGUGCCUAAAUUUUCGAGGCCGGGUAACGGUGGCAUCUGUCAAAAAUUUUCAGUUGAUCGCUGCCACCCAACCAGCUGCAAGUGCUUCAACCACCUCCCAACCAACUCAAACUGACCAUGACAAAAUCAUCUUGCAGUUUGGCAAGGUGGGCAAAGAUAUGUUUACCAUGGAUUACCGCUAUCCUUUGUCUGCAUUUCAGGCUUUUGCAAUCUGUUUGAGUAGCUUUGACACGAAAUUGGCUUGUGAAUAGGUUAAAAGAUUAGGGUGUUAUAACAUAUAUAUGCGGCCAAAGACAGCAUGGUCGCAACGCCUUUAUGUUCGCUCCAUUGUAUCGUAACUUUCUCAUCAUCAUCAUUAGAAUUCAAGAUUUGUUGUUAAAUCUGUUCUGUGACUUGAUUAAAAUCUCUCAAGACACUCGUCAAGAUACCUCUAGGCACUCGGACCAUUGUAAAAACAACUCUCUGCGCCCUCUGCAUCUUCACUUUCUAGUUUUAACAUCAUAAUGCCCUUGGCUUCAGUA